UACCAUACUAGCAAACGUAGGGCAGCUUUAAAGGCUGAAGUCGCGCCGGCUCGCGCUAAGUUGCACGCGAGACUGUGAUUCUCCAACUAGGAUUUCCACCAUGGAACCAAAGAUAGUGUGCACCAAGCGAAGUCCUAAAGAGACCGCUGGUCCCCUGAACCGAUUCUUCUUCGUAUGGCCGCGAAAGCUGUUCUACAAAGGUAUCCGCGGAGAUCUCAAUUUGGAGGAUCUCUACUCUCCCGUGAAGAACGACAAUUCCGGAAACGUCUGCGACCGAUUGACCCAAUUAUGGGAAAGCGAACUCCGGAAGUCAAAAGAAGAAGAAGAAACGACGGACUACACGGUGGACAUGAAUUUCAAGCGAAAGAAGAAACCGUCGUUGGGCAUAGUGAUUCUGCGGACCUUCAGGAAGGACUUCUUGAUGUCCAUGGUCCUCUCCUCGCUGGUGUACGUGCUCUUGGUUUCCAUUCUACCGAGACUGGUGUCUGGGAUCAUCAAUUAUUUCAACGUGGACCCGAAUACUCAUACUGCGAGCAGAACAGAGGCUCUCUUGUACGCUGCCGGGGCCAUGCUGGCUAUGCUGGCUGAGGUCAUCUUAAUGCAUCACGGUGACCUCUGGCUGAAUCAGUUGGGCAUGAGGAUUCGAGUCGCCUUGUGCUCCCUGAUUUAUAGAAAGAUACUACGUCUUAACUACAGCGCUUUGUCCGAGACGUCUCCUGGACAGAUCAUCAGUCUGCUCGCCAACGACGCUGGUCGUUUCGACUACGUUGUGUUCUACUGCAACUUCCUUUGGAUCGGGCCAGUCCAGAUGGUUCUUUCUUUUAUACUGCUAUGGACAGUAAUUGGACUCCCGACCGUCGCUACUUAUAUAUUACUUUUCAUAAUGAUAGCUCCAAUCUUGAUCGUCAGCAAAAAAUUGAAUGCACUGAGGGAGAUUGUAGCUAGCAUAACAAGCAAGAGGGUGGAGAUAAUACAUGAACUGAUAACCGGGAUACAGGUGAUCAAAAUGUACGCCUGGGAGAAGCCAUUUUCCAAGUUCUUGGACGCCAUCAGAGCCGAGGAGUUGAAGAAAAUCACGAUCUCCGCGUACGUUCGUGCGAUUAACAUGGCUUUCUUGGUGCUACCGAAUCGAAUUCUUGUGUAUAUUAUCAUCCUGGUGUGUGUUCUAUUGGGGACCAAGGUCCAGUCGGAGCAGAUGUACUUGCUGACUAUGCACCUGAACUAUAUACAGCUGACGGUGGCGUACUUCUUUCCACUCUCAUGCUUGAUGUUAGGGGAGAUCAUCGUCACUGUGAACAGAAUAGAGGAGUUUCUAUUGUUGGAGGAACGCACAGACGAGUGGAUCUCAUCGCACGACACGCAAGGUGAUACCGUCAAGGUUAACAAAGAUGAGAAGAAAGCGAAGAGAAUUGAAGACGCCAUCGAAAUUAGAAACAAGCCAGUGAACCAAGUAGAAGGCAACGCGCCGGUUUCCGUGGCACUGAACCACGUGUACGCGAAUUGGCUGCCCGAGAAAUUACCACCGACGCUGUCCGACGUUACAAUGAGAGUCCAAGCAGGAGAAUUACUGGCGCUCGUGGGUUCGGUCGGCUCCGGGAAGUCCUCCAUCCUUUAUUUGCUCCUCAGGGACCUGCCCUUGGGAGCCGGGAGCGUGAAGAUGCUCAGCAAUCCGAUGGAAGACGUCCACGACGAUGCGCACGGUUAUUUCACCGAUAAACGGAACCUGACGAUCUCCUACGCCAGCCAAGACCCGUGGCUGUUCUCGGGGACGGUCAGGGAGAACAUCCUCUUCGGAGUUCCGUACGACAACGCGAGAUACGCGGCUGUCACCAAGGCGUGCGCCUUGAUCAGGGACUUCCAGCAACUGCCUUACGGCGACCUGACUCACGUGGGCGAGAACGGGUCGUCCUUGUCCGGCGGGCAAAAGGCACGCGUGAACCUGGCGAGGGCUGUCUACAAGCAGGCCGACGUUUACUUGCUGGACGAUCCGUUGAGCGCCGUGGACGCGAAGGUGGCCAAACAUCUUUUCAUGAGGUGCAUCCGACAAUAUCUUAGCGGGAAGACGAGGAUCCUGGUCACCCACCAGUUGCAGUUCAUUAAAAAGGUCGACUCCAUCGCAGUGCUGGACCGAGGCCGUGUCAGGAUGUCGGGCUCCUACGAGCAACUGUACAAUAACACCGAGGAAUUCUUAAACGUAAUCAAGGGUAUUAAAAUGUCGGAGGAGGUCGCUAAGCGAAGAGAAACAGGGCUGGGAUCCUUGAGCAUGUCAGAGAGGAGAAUUAGCAAAAGGAGCGUGGGCAAAGCAUCGAUGAGAUCCACCACCAGCAGCGUGUUGUCCUACAAUUACGACACUCAAGAGUACAGUCCAGAAGAAGAGGACGAGAUAGCGGCGACCGAACCGGUCUCCGGCAGUAUGUACGUGGAAUACUUCAAGUACGGCGGAUCGUAUUUUAUCCUAGCUUUAUUGCUGCUUGUCUUCGUUCUAUCGCAAGCGGCCGUCAGCGGUUGCGACUAUUGGAUCUCUUACUGGAUGAACGUGGAGACCAUAAGAAUAAUUGUGGCGAACGGUUCCGCGACGGACACCAGCCGGUACGAGAAGAUGACGAACGACACUUUCUUGUCCAGCAUAUUCACACUGGACAGGUACGGGCUCGUCACGCAAUUCGACGCCCUGCACGUUUACACCUUCUGCGUGGUUGUCUCCAUAGUGUUCAUAGUGGUACGAAACUUCUUCUUGAUGAGCGUGUGCGUGAACGCCAGCAAGAACAUCUACAACAUAAUGUUUUGGAACAUGUUACGCACGACGAUGUCGUUCUUCCAUCGAAAUUCAGCUGGAAGAAUCCUGAACAGAUUCUCCAAGGACGUGAGCACCAUGGACGAGCUUCUACCAGCGGUGCUACUAGAGGCUCUCCAAGUGUUUUUCGUAGCCUUCGGCAUCGUCGUCAUGAUAGUGAUCAGCUGUUACUGGAUGGUCGUCCCUUUAGUCGUUUUCAGUGUUUACAUCUGGCUCGUGAGAAAGGGCUGCAAGAGGAUCGUGCAGAGGCUGAAAUAUUUAGAGAGUGUUACGAAGAGUCCUGUGUUCGCUCACAUAAAUGCCACGCUGCACGGCCUGUCGACGAUCAGGGCCACUGGGCCAGAGGUCACGAAGCUGCUGCAGACUCAAUUCGACCAGCUGCAAGACGUCCACACGAGCGCGUGGUGCGCGAUGCUCAUGACGCCGCAAGCGUUCGGCGUGUACCUGGACGUAGUCGCAGCGUUGUUCGUUGGAUGCCUCGGUUUCAUUUUCAUUUCUUUAGACAGAAGUGCCUUUCUGGGGGGCGACGUCGGCCUAGCACUGUCGCAGGCGCUUGGUGCCCUGGGCAUGUUGCCCCAUGGUUUGACAAGAAGCAUAGAGACGUCAGCGUACAUGGCAUCGGUGAAUAGGUUAUUACAGUAUACCAAACUUCCCGAGGAAGGAGAAUGGGAGAGUAAGAAUCCUCCGCCCGCAGAAUGGCCGCAGCACGGCCAUCUGAGCUUGAAGAACGUCAGCCUGAGAUACGAGAAAGACGAGCCACCGGUUCUCCAGGAUCUGAACGUGACGAUAGAGGCCGGAUGGAAGGUCGGCGUGGUAGGCAGAACCGGUGCCGGGAAAUCUUCCUUGAUCUCGGCCCUGUUCCGUCUGUUCCCCGACGGGAUACAAGGAGAAAUAAAAAUCGACGGGUCGGACGUGAGCCAGCUGGGUCUGCACGAGUUCCGCUCGAAGAUAUCCAUCAUCCCCCAGCAGCCGUUCCUCUUCUCCGACACCGUGCGCAACAAUCUGGACCCCUUCAACGUCUACGACGACGCGCAGCUGUGGGACAGCCUCCGCCAGGUGGAGCUGACCGACCUCGUCCUGGACCAGAAAGUGCACCGGGGCGGGAGCAACUUGAGCAUCGGCCAGAGGCAACUGAUAUGCCUGGCGAGGGCCAUCUUGAAGAACAACCGCAUCCUCGUCUUGGACGAGGCCACGGCCAACAUCGACAAUCGGACCGACUCGCUGAUCCAGGAGACGAUACGCACCAGGUUCGUCGACUGCACGGUCAUCACCGUCGCCCACCGCCUGAACACCAUCAUCGACUGCGACAGGAUCAUCGUGAUGGACGCCGGUCGCAUCGCGGAAUUCGGCUGCCCCCAUGAGCUCCUGCGCGACAAGCCCAACGGGAUCUUCUCGCAGAUGGUGGAGAACACGGGGGUGACGAUGGCGCAGACGCUCCACGAACAGGCGGAGAAGGCUUGCCUGGACAGGAAGAACCAGAGUCCGGAUCGAACCAGGAAGAUCUCCACCGACACGGAUUCAACUGAUGUCAUCGCUGAGACCAUACUGUGAUGGGAUCUUGGACUGAAAUAAUAUAGACAAUGAAUGAAUGAAUAAGUGACUGAGAAAAUGUAUUUAAGCUUCGGCCUUACUUGAGUGGGACAGAACGUGAAUUAUUUUCGUAACACGUGCAGUACUGUUUCAAUGAAAGCCACGCAUACAGAACGCUCAUAUCAAUGAUCCAAGAAUGCUGUAAACUAAUUUAUCAUUCGACAUGCAUGUAACAUGAUUUUUUUUAGUUUCGUAUCCUCGUUAUCCUCGUGUUCGCUGUGUAUUGUUUAUCGUGACGAAUAAAUUUUAAUAGGAAA
Molecule: messenger RNA, 4641 nt
Organism: Nomia melanderi (Alkali bee)
Lineage: Eukaryota; Metazoa; Arthropoda; Insecta; Hymenoptera; Halictidae
Product: ATP-binding cassette sub-family C member 4-like
Biological process (GO): transmembrane transport
Cellular component (GO): membrane
Molecular function (GO): ATP hydrolysis activity; ATP binding; ABC-type transporter activity
Source: RefSeq, a predicted model, not a curated record